Messenger RNA from Akanthomyces muscarius, 591 nucleotides. RefSeq lists its product as uncharacterized. Gene Ontology annotation, biological process: UDP-N-acetylglucosamine biosynthetic process. The coding region runs from base 1 to 591 and encodes 196 amino acids. The record is from RefSeq and is a predicted model, not a curated record. The transcript is spliced from 3 exons. Lineage: Eukaryota; Fungi; Ascomycota; Sordariomycetes; Hypocreales; Cordycipitaceae. Gene Ontology annotation, cellular component: endoplasmic reticulum-Golgi intermediate compartment; endoplasmic reticulum; Golgi apparatus. Gene Ontology annotation, molecular function: glucosamine 6-phosphate N-acetyltransferase activity; monosaccharide binding.
AUGCCGUCGCCCGCCAUCCUGCUCAACUCGCAACCGGCCGCGAUGCCGGACCCGGGCCUCUUCUCCGACAAGCUCGUCUCCGCCGAUGUCGCCGCCGCUCUGCCCCCCGGCUACCGCAUGCGCGCCCUGCGACGCUCCGACUACAACAGCGGCUUCCUCGAGUGCCUGCGCGUGCUGACGACCGUGGGCGACAUUACCGAGGAGGACUUUCAAAAACAGUACGAGGACAUGCAGGCCCAGACGGGGUCGUACUACAUCAUGGUCAUCGAGGACGCGGCCCGCACAGAAAACGCUGUCGUCGCAACAGGUGCUCUGAUUGUCGAGCGAAAGUUCAUCCACUCGCUCGGAAAAGUAGGCCACAUCGAAGACAUUGCUGUCGCCAAGGACCAGCAGGGCAAGAAGCUGGGCCUACGCCUCAUCCAGGCCCUCGACUACGUCGCCGCCAAUGUCGGCUGCUAUAAGACCAUUCUCGAUUGUAGCGAACAAAAUGAGGGCUUUUACGUCAAGUGUGGCUUCCGCCGUGCCGGUCUCGAGAUGGCACACUACCACGAGGGGCCCAAGAGCAAAGUUGGCGCAGAGAGCAGAAUUUAG